This is a messenger RNA of Morus notabilis, 1083 nucleotides long. RefSeq names its product mitogen-activated protein kinase kinase kinase 17. Gene Ontology annotation, biological process: protein phosphorylation. The transcript has 2 exons. Lineage: Eukaryota; Viridiplantae; Streptophyta; Magnoliopsida; Rosales; Moraceae. The record is from RefSeq and is a predicted model, not a curated record. Gene Ontology annotation, molecular function: ATP binding; protein kinase activity. Bases 1 to 1083 code for a protein of 360 amino acids.
AUGAGUUACAAUUUCUCCUUAAAUCAAAAUCUGUUUUCUCUUUCCAAGUGGGUUCGAGGAGCUACGAUUGGCCAUGGAAGCUUUGCCACAAUCAGCAUAGCAACACCCAGAAAAUCCUCUGCUGAUAUCCCUUCACUCAUGGCCGUGAAAUCCUCCCAAGUUUCUUGUGCCGAUUCGUUGAAGAACGAGAAAAGAGUGCUUGAUACGAUCGGAAGUUUCCCGCAGAUUGUUCGAUGUUUCGGCGAAGAACAGAGCGUCGAGAACGGUGAGGAGUUUCACAAUCUUUUCAUGGAGUUCGCCUCGGGAGGAAGCUUGGCCAACAGAAUCAAGAGUCAAGGCGGUCGUUUAUCGGAAUUGGAGAUUCGACGGCACGCGAGAUCGAUACUAAAAGGUCUUUCUUUCAUCCACGCGAAAGGGUUCGUCCACUGUGAUAUUAAGCCUCAGAACAUCCUUGUCUUCGACGACGGAGCCGUCAAGAUCGCCGACUUCGGGCUCGCAAAAGAGGCGAAGAUGGAACAAAACCAGUAUAUGAUAAGAGGUACUCCCUUAUACGUAUCGCCGGAGUCGGUAAACGACAACGAGUACGAAUCGCCCUGCGACAUUUGGGCUCUCGGCUGCGUGGUGGCGGAGAUGGCAACUGGAAAGCCGGUGAGGGAUCACGAGGAGGGAGCGAGUGUUUGGCCUCUGUUGCUUAGAAUUGGUGGAGAAGAAGAGCCGGAAAUUCCCUCGGAGAUUUCGGAGGAAGGCAAGGAUUUUCUCAGAAAGUGUUUCGUUAAGGAUCCGAGGAAGAGAUGGACGGCCGAGAUGCUUCUAAUUCAUGCGUUUGUUUUGUCUGAUUAUGAUAAUGGUGAUGAUGCUAACGACACUGUUCUAUUAAACGGGGAAAAUUGCGUAUCUUGUUCUCCAAGAUGUCCUUUUGAUUUCCCCGAAUGGGUUUCGACUUCGGAGCCCGAGAUUUUGCCGGAAUCAGCUUGUUUUCCUUCGCCGGCGGAUAAAAUCCGGGAGUUGGUGACAGAGGAGAGACCCAAUUGGUCGUUUGCCGACAGUUGGGUAACGGUCAGGAAUUACAACAAUUGUUGCUAG